AUGGUUUGCAAGCUGCCAGUGUGUUUCCUACCCAAAGGAGAACCGGUGGACGAGGACUCGCAGCUGGGAGAGUCUCGUUCAGGUAGAUUGCGCUCGACUGAGGUUGCGCAACACCCCUCCCUCUCUCCGAAUGCUUCUUCUCGGUCAGGCCCAGACUCUCACAGCAUGGACCGCUUCCUUUGCCACAAGACCCUACACCGCGUCGAAACUGACCAUGGCACGACUGCGCGUCUCAUGCGGUGAUCAACGAGAGAAGCUCCGUGAUCAAGUCUAACCAGGCGGACACGGCGAUCGAUUUGCGGAGAUUGGCAAGCGCUGGGUGGCUGGCACCUGUUUCUCUGGGAAGAACCUGAUGAUGGCCUCCGGUUCGCCGACGCGAUAUACACUACGUGGCAAGCGCUUGUUUACAGGGGCAACAUGACGCAAAACAGCAAUAUAAGGGGUCAGGGAUUGCGGAGCGAGCGACGGACGACUGGCUUGGGAUUUGUCUGGAAGACCGCGUCGCGCAGCUGCUCGUCAUACAAGCGUGUCAUCACGCGCAUCGAGCCCUUUGGCCUGCCGGGACGAGGCGUCCAAGAGGAGGGACGACCACCGCCAGGUGCUUUUCUCCAGGUUUUUCGUGGCAUCGUACCACAGGCCAUGUUGGAGAGCUUACUUGGCCUCUCCCUGCUGACAAGCUCAGGGAUGGGCUUUCUUGUCUCGUGCGAACAUGUUAUCGGCUCGGUGCUGUCAAGUCAAGGAACUGCGUGGUCUCACAGACGGAUGCGGGCGGCGCCGAGGCUCGAUGGAUCCCAGAACAAGAUCCGUGAUUGCCACCUCUCCCCCCCCCAGUGCUGGAGGUGGAAGGGGCUGGGGUGGAUUCAUUCCGGCCGUUGUCGUUGCUCUCACGUGGCCGAAGCCAGGAUGUGAAGAUGGAAAGCAGGGGCUCUGGGCUUCUCUGAUCAAGCCACUCAUCAGAGACAGACAGGAUCUGAUACGCCCAGGAAGUCUCAUCGAAGGGUUCCAAGUCGGUACCCAGCCGCGCCUACCCACGAUACAAGACAUUUGAUCAGCCAGCUAAACGUGGUGGACAGGGGAUUGUCUUGUUCAACAUGGCAUGCAGCCCCUCGGAGGGUGCGGAAAGACCGUAGAGCAAUCAAAAUUUGCAGGGAAGAGUUUGCAGCCAGCUGAGCCAUGAUAGCAAACCAUGGGGAGAGGCUGCCAUAUCACUUCGGCCCCGAACGGCCAGCGGGAAAGAUCCCUGACCCCGAAGACGUGACCCGAUUCGUGAGAAAAGGGCAUAUUCACAGCCAUCGAAAGGCCUUUCGGUCAAACGCCAAGAAUAGCAGCAAUGCUGAGGGGGUCAUGAUCAUCAAUCAGCACUGUCAUCAUGAGGGGCAAUGAUGUGGAAGGACCGACUCCAUAGAAGGGCCUAUUUUCCCUCCUUGCCUGUCAGAAUGGCAGAUGGCGACUUGGCCUCCUUGUCCGACGCUGUUCUGUGUAAAUGGUCCGAUCCGGCGUCCCGUGUUCUCAGGACGAUGGUUUGUGAGAGGUGAGGUGUCUCGUGUUGACCUCCCCCUCUCGCUGCGGCAAGUCAAUAUUGAAGCCAGCCACAUGCAGCGGCAGAGAAUGCCCUGGAGUGUGUCGUGGCCAAGAUGCUGAUGGGUGUGGGUAGUCGACGUACAUGUAACCCAGAACAAAGGGACUGACUUAACCCAAAGAGAGAGUUGAGGUGAGGCAUGAUGUUCAUGUAUGACAUGAGAUAGAAGCAUGGCCAAUCUGUCACUCACUGGCAGGUCGUUCACGAUAGAGGCUAAUGACGGUUGUGAUAUCUAGCCCGCCCCACAUUUGACUCCUUGGUUGUUGUUGUUGUUAUCAGAUCGCCUGUUUCUGCUUGAUUCAAGUCAUCUAUCUCGGGCCUUCCGGGUGCAAGCAGGCAAGAGCAGACUUUUCAGACGAAUGGAAAGGCAUGCAAACCUGAUAGGUGUUUACGAUGCCGAAGAGACAAUAGAAGCAAAAUUAGGCAGUGUUGCUGCAGAAAACGAAAAGAACAAAUCCAAUGAGAGGCCGUCAACCUGUGCUCCCCCCCCCUUUUUUUCCCCUGGCAACCUGGAAGCUGGGCACGGGACAGGUGCAUCUCGCAACCUCGUGUGAGAGCUCUCUAUUCUCGGGAUGAUCCGGAGAACCUAGGGGGUAAGCCACCUGGAUAAGCUGAAAGGACUAAAGAUUUCAAGGAGAAAAUUUAGGCUCUAGGCAACGGUGCACUUGCCCACCCCUCUCCGAAGAGGGAAGCACAAGCAAGAUACGGUCUUUGUGUGAGGGUGUCUUUUGCAAGGGAGGUUGAAAGAAAGUCCACUAAACUGAACAGAAAAAACGCAGGCAGGUAAGGAGUGGGUCUCGUGGUGGGGAUGUUAACGCUUUGGCCAACGGUUUUUGACAAUGAUUUUAGCGACUCCGCUGGGGGGGCGCUUUCUGGCUCUUUUGGGCUGACAGCUGGGCUGUGAUACGCUGCCCGCAAUGGGUCUAUGGAACAUGG
Molecule: messenger RNA, 2515 nt
Organism: Podospora pseudocomata
Lineage: Eukaryota; Fungi; Ascomycota; Sordariomycetes; Sordariales; Podosporaceae
Exons: 4
Coding region: 1-243 (80 amino acids)
Source: RefSeq, a predicted model, not a curated record